AUGGAACGCGUGCGCAAACUCUCCGGAGCCUUCCUCCACGCAGUCGGUACCGUCUUUGAACCUCCUCCCCUCACCGACAUCACCCUCACCCCCGCCCAAUGCGAUGCUCUCAUCACAUACCAACGGCGUCUCCCUCAUCCCACAUAUCUCGGCGAGCGCGCUUUCCUCAUCACCGACAUUGUCGACCUCGAGACUUCGAGUGUGAAAAUCCACAAAGCGCUUGUGAAACAUGGAAUAUUAUUAGAAGCGCCAGUAUCUUCUUCUCUGACUAGUAUGUCGGCUGCUAGAUGUAAUGUUUAUAGUGAAGAUGAGAUGCCGGUGAAGAUUGCAGCGAUUACGAGGAAUUUACCGCAUCAACUGGCUUCGACGGGCCUGCCGAUCGAUGGGCAGAAAUUAGUGGUGGCGCUUCUGUGUUUCUGGUAUGAGGAAUGGAAGAGACAGUGUAGGUUUGAGAGGGAAGAGAGGGAUUUAAGGGAACAGAUUGAUCUGGCGAGAAGAAAUGGUAAUCAUCGAGCAAUGGGCUUUUUUGCAGCGGAAAUUAAUAGAGUACUGAGGCGGAAACACAUGUUGUGGAGUGAGAGGGAGGAGAAUAGGGAGGUUGCGCAAAGGAGAAGUGGCGAGGGACGAAGUGGUGGAGAAGGGGAUGGAGGGAGAGGGGGUGAGAUGGAAGAAGUAUUGCCGAGUUAUAGGGAGUCGAUGGUGCAUGGUGUUACGGUGCAGGUUGCUACUGGGGGAGCGGCGAGAGUCGUGGGUAGUGGGGCUGUGGAUGAGUUGCCGGGGUAUGGGGAUUUAUUGGUUAGGGAGGAGGGUAUGGGUGAUGAUGAUGAUGAUGAUGAUGAUGAUGAUGAUGGGGGAGCAGAGAGGGUUACGAGUCUUGAUGUGGUUGGGGAGCCGCAAGGUAGUAAUUUGGUUGAGGGAUCGCAGAGUAUCAGUGAUGCGACGGAGAAUUCAGAGUGGCACAGCAAUAGUGCUGCGCUUAAUCCGCUUAAUACAUGA
Molecule: messenger RNA, 996 nt
Organism: Sclerotinia borealis F-4128
Lineage: Eukaryota; Fungi; Ascomycota; Leotiomycetes; Helotiales; Sclerotiniaceae
Source: the annotation of a GenBank genome assembly